Molecule: messenger RNA, 582 nt
Organism: Trichoderma aggressivum f. europaeum
Lineage: Eukaryota; Fungi; Ascomycota; Sordariomycetes; Hypocreales; Hypocreaceae
Exons: 1
Coding region: 1-582 (193 amino acids)
Source: RefSeq, a predicted model, not a curated record
AUGUCAGUGUUCGACGAUGACCUCAGGCUUUUUGCAGAGCGGAACCAAACACCUCCCAACGUGACCACUGCCCUUGUUUCCCGAGAUUUCUAUACAUCUCCUCGGCUACAGGCCAUCAUAUCCCAAUGUCAAACUGACGAUGAAAUCGAACGUGAAUUGUGGGAGGAUUUCGAAAUCCAUCGUCGCCGCGCGGAUAGGUAUCUGAAUAAAUAUCUAGACUGCAAACAAUUGGCGUAUGAUGAAGGGCGAAUUUCCGAGGUUGACGACUCGAUUGAAGAGAACCCUGUGGACCCGUACAGAAGUAUACAUGUCCAAGAAUUUUCGACUCAAGGAGAUGCUGAUAUUAGAAUGAAUGUAGGCCUAAUCGCGAGAGAAGCGUACCCAAAUGCUGCAAACGUGACGGAGCCUCACUGGGACCUGAAAAUCUCUUCCGACGGUCUUCAUCGCGAUCUGCUGGCUAUGCAAGAAACUCUCGACUUCCUCAAGAGAAGAGAGCCGCUGAAAAACAUCAUCUUCAACAAUGUUGUUGUCCCUGUAGCGAGGUUUUCUUUCGCAGCUGUAUUCCCUUUGGGGUUACUGUAA